AUGUCAUUCAUGCCCCUCUACCGCUACAUCGACCGCGAUGCUCUCGCCGAAAAGGUCCGCGCGCAGGUCAAGCAGCCCGAGAACAAGGAGAUCGCCAUCGUCGACGUAAGGGACGACGACUUCGAGGGCGGAAACAUUGUCGGCGCACACAACGUCCCCUCGACCAAGAUCGCCGACUCGAUCGGCGACCUCGUGCUCGGUCCAUUGAAGGAGUACAAGCAAGUCGUCUUCCACUGCCACCUCUCCCAGCAGCGAGGCCCGAAAGCGGCAGGCAACUACGCCAAGGCCAGGACCGAGGCCAUCGAGCAGGGCAAGCUCCCCGCCCAGACCGACGGCGCCAACCAGCAACAGGUCCUCGUCCUGCGCGGCGGCUUCUCGGAGUUCCAGGACAAGUACAAGAAGGAUCCCGAGGUCGUCGAGGGUUACGACGAGGAGAGUUGGGCUCUGCGUGGGUAA
Molecule: messenger RNA, 456 nt
Organism: Pseudozyma flocculosa PF-1
Lineage: Eukaryota; Fungi; Basidiomycota; Ustilaginomycetes; Ustilaginales; Ustilaginaceae
Exons: 5
Coding region: 1-456 (151 amino acids)
Cellular component (GO): nucleus; cytoplasm
Molecular function (GO): protein tyrosine phosphatase activity
Source: RefSeq, a predicted model, not a curated record